AAAGGGGAACAAGGCGUUAGAGGAGAAACUUUAUUUGUUGUAUAUGGUAGGCAUUAAAGAAUUUGGGUAUCAACUCAAAUCUGAUAGGAAUGUUCAUCUGAUUGCCAGACACGUUUUUAACACUUUACGUGUCCACAAUCUCGGCUAGCUAUACUACAGCCAUAGUCUUCUUUUAAGGGCAAGCAUAAUGCAUAUGAUAAUAGUUAUUCUGGUAAUACUGUUUGUAACUACUUCAGGUAUCCAAGCGGUAUCAUCCAAAGUAAACGUUACAUGUGGUGAUUACAAGACAAAUAAGCCGGCGAUACUGACCUAUACCGGUGAUGCUAAAGCUGUCUUUAGCUAUGACCCUACAGGCAAAAUCUGGCCAUACGAACAAGAUGUCUCCACCGCAACCUUUUCACUGGCUGUUUACUAUAAACCGAGUACAGAACACUGUUACUUUGUGAGAACAUCGCCAUUGCGGGAUGCUUUCUGUAUACGCAUAGAAACACGGAAGAUGCAUGAACUGUUUGAAAGUGACCAAGAUGAAAGUUUUCUCGUUGAGUGUGCCUACAUGGCCUAUAAGGAUAACGUUACAACUAAUCUCGACCUCCUACAACCGUUUAAGCCUAUGGAUACAAUGUUAUUUAAUAAGGGUAUUAAGUCGUCGUCAAACUUCACUGUUAAAAUGAUAGAUGUUCGGUCGAGAAUUAUUAAAGGUUCUAUACCAGAAAAUCAUGUUGUUAAAAUCUGGGCACAUAUGGAGCAAGCAAAACUUGAAACCGGAUUCGUUCCGUUAGAAUGUAUGGCUGUAUCUCUAGAUGGUAAAGUUAAAAUGACAAUUUUAGCCGAUGGGUGUGGAACGGGAUUUCCGUGGAAAAACAACGAGGGGUUUAAACUGAAUGGUACUGAUGGUGAAAGUCCCUAUUUCCGAGCCUUUAAAUUUGCGAGAGGUUCGGGUAUGAGAUUCAGAUGCGCCUUUGUUUCCUGUGUAGGCAAGUGUGACACGAACUCGUGUGGGAAAGCCAAUGACGCUCUAAGAUCUAAACGGAGUAUGGAUGGUGUACAGUUUGAUAAGUUUGGGUUAAUUACUCCAGAGAGCAAGGGUGUAAUAAGAGUUGAAGGGUAUUUGGCUAUACAUGACUCAGAUUCCACGAAAUUAAUUGGAGUGUCGACCAACCAGCUGCAUGAUUCUAGACGCGCAUUGUACCUGAUAAAUAGUCGUAUACUAAUUACAAUUUUAUUACUAGUAUUUGGUAUAAUACUCAUGGCGUCAAGCAUGAUAUGUAUUUAUAUGGUUUUGAAAGCUCGCCAUAAUCCACAAAUGAUCUUAGAUGUUAAGAAAUAAAUACUAUAAAUAUU
Messenger RNA from Patella vulgata (common limpet), 1341 nucleotides. RefSeq lists its product as uncharacterized. The coding region runs from base 188 to 1327 and encodes 379 amino acids. Lineage: Eukaryota; Metazoa; Mollusca; Gastropoda; Patellidae. The record is from RefSeq and is a predicted model, not a curated record. The transcript has 10 exons.